AUGCCUCGCUCACUCGCCGGCGGUGACCUUGCCGUACCGGAGAUGGCGCAGCCGUACAUGAAGAAGGACGACGACGACGAAGACGUUGAGUAUUCACCAUUCUUUGGGAUCGAGAAGGGGGCUGUUCUGCAGGAGGCACGGGCUUUCCAUGAUCCACAACUUGAUGUGAGACGAUGUUCGCAAGUCAUCACCAAGCUAUUAUAUUUACUUAAUCAAGGAGAGACAUUCACGAAGGUUGAGGCCACAGAAGUCUUCUUUGCAGUAACAAAGUUAUUCCAGUCUAGUGAUGCUGGUCUUAGGAGGCUAGUAUAUUUAAUGAUCAAAGAGCUUUCUCCAUCGUCAGAUGAGGUUAUCAUAGUCACAAGCUCAUUGAUGAAAGAUAUGAACAGCAAGACAGAUAUGUACCGUGCCAAUGCUAUUAGAGUUCUUUGUAGAAUAAUUGAUGGUACCCUACUAACUCAAAUUGAGAGAUAUUUGAAGCAAGCUAUUGUUGACAAAAACCCAGUGGUUGCUAGUGCUGCUCUUGUUAGUGGCAUCCACCUGGCCCAGGCAAACCCAGAAACUGUGAAAAGAUGGAGCAACGAAGUCCAGGAAGCUGUUCAAUCAAGAGCUCCACUUGUCCAGUUUCAUGGUCUCGCUCUUCUUCACCAGAUUAGACAGAAUGAUCGUUUGGCUGUUAGCAAGCUAGUUUCUAGUUUGACAAGGGGAUCUGUCCGUUCUCCUCUUGCACAAUGUCUUCUGAUUCGUUACACAAGCCAGGUUAUGCGUGAGUCAAGCAUGAACACUCAAAAUGGUGACCGCCCAUUUUUUGAUUUUCUGGAAUCAUCCCUCAGACAUAAAGCAGAAAUGGUGGUUUUGGAAGCUGCACGGAAAAUAACAGAGAUGGAUGUUACAAGCCGUGAAUUGACACCAGCGAUUACUGUUUUACAGUUAUACUUGAGUUCAUCCAAGCCUGUGCUUCGAUUUGCUGCUGUCCGGACUCUCAAUAAGGUUGCCAUGACACGCCCUCUGGCUGUGACAAACUGCAACGUGGACUUGGAGAGUUUGAUGUCAGACCAGAACAGGAGUAUAGCGACCCUGGCAAUCACUACUCUUCUUAAAACUGGCAAUGAAUCAAGUGUGGAUCGCCUCAUUAAACAAAUUACCAAUUUCAUGUCUGACAUAGCAGAUGAAUUCAAGAUAGUUGUUGUUGAAGCUAUACGAUCUCUGUGCCUGAAGUUCCCACUAAAAUAUCGCUCAAUGUUGAAUUUUUUGAGCAACAGCUUGAGGGAAGAAGGGGGCUUUGAGUAUAAAAAGGCCAUAGUGGAUUCCAUAGUUACUUUGAUCAGUGAAAUACCAGAUGCCAAAGAAAUUGGCCUGCUUCAUCUUUGUGAAUUCAUUGAAGACUGUGAAUUCACAUAUCUUUCUAGUCAGAUUUUGCAUUUUUUGGGAAAUGAAGGGCCAAGGACAUCAGAUCCAAGCAGGUACAUUCGCUACAUUUACAACCGUGUGAUAUUGGAAAAUGCGACUGUUCGUGCUAGCGCUGUCAGCACGCUGGCAAAGUUUGGUGCCCUGGUUGAUACACUCAAGCCUCGGAUCUUUGUUCUCUUGCAACGAUGCCUGUUUGAUACUGAAGAUGAGGUUCGUGAUCGUGCUACACUCUAUCUCCAAACUCUUAGCGGUGAAGUUCCCAUUGGUAACGAUGAGAAGGAUGCGAAGGACUUCCUGUUUGGAUCUUUUGACGUGCCAUUAGCCAACCUGGAAGCAAGCCUAAGAACUUAUGAACCUUCAGAGGAGCCAUUUGACAUAUCUUUGGUGUCGAGAGAAGUCAGGUCGCUACCACUUAAAGAGAAGGCAGCCCCUGGCAAACGGCCACCUGCUGCUGCUGCUGCCCCUGCACCUGUUUCAACUGUUGAUGCUUAUCAGAAAAUGCUUUCAUCCAUUCCUGAGUUCUCUGGGUUUGGAAGACUCUUCAAGUCCUCUGAACCCAUGGAGCUGACAGAGGCAGAAACUGAAUAUGCUGUUAGUGUGGUUAAGCACAUUUAUGAUGGCUACAUUGUAUUGCAGUACAAUUGUGCAAACACUAUAGAAGAACAAUUGCUAGAAGAUGUCACUGUUUGCGUUGAUGCCUCAGAUGCUGAGGAGUUUUCAGAGAUUUGUUCAAAGCCUCUUGCAAGCUUGCCGUAUAAUUCACCUGGGCAAGUUUUUGUUGCUUUUGAAAAGCCAGAGGGUGUACCUGCUGUUGGGAAAUUUUUAAAUUUGUUGAAGUUCACAGUUAAAGAGGUUGACACAACUACAGGGGAAGCUGAUGAGGAUGGUGUGGAGGAUGAAUACCAGUUAGAGGACUUUGAAAUUGUUUCAUCUGAUUAUAUGCUGAGGGUUGCUGUCUCCAAUUUUAGGAACGCCUGGGAAAAUAUGGACCCAGAAAGUGAGCGUGUUGAUGAGUAUGGACUUGGGGUUAGAGAAAGUUUGGCUGAGGCUGUCAAUGCUGUCAUUAAUAUCCUUGGGAUGCAGCCGUGUGAGGGCACUGAGGUUGUACCAAAAAAUGCAAGAUCGCACACCUGCCUGCUAUCUGGCGUGUUUAUUGGCAACGUGAAGGCCCUAGUUAGGUUGUCAUUUGGACUGAGUGGGCCCAAUGAAGUGGCAAUGAAAUUAGCUGUGAGAUCAGAUGACCCUGAAGUCAGUGAUAAGAUUCAUGAGAUUGUCGCCAGCGGAUAA
This is a messenger RNA of Miscanthus lutarioriparius, 2697 nucleotides long. The record is from the annotation of a GenBank genome assembly. Lineage: Eukaryota; Viridiplantae; Streptophyta; Magnoliopsida; Poales; Poaceae.